Molecule: messenger RNA, 1376 nt
Organism: Trichoplusia ni (cabbage looper)
Lineage: Eukaryota; Metazoa; Arthropoda; Insecta; Lepidoptera; Noctuidae
Product: formin-like protein 5
Exons: 1
Coding region: 540-1049 (169 amino acids)
Source: RefSeq, a predicted model, not a curated record
CCGCGACACCCUCGCCACCCGAGCCGAGCCGCGCCGACCACCACAUCGCGACGCGCAUCAUCACCCCUGUGACUGUUUACUGUGAUCAUCAAGCGAGACCUAGCCCUAGGAACCACCCAGUGCCACGAUAUCUUUCAAAUCAGUUUUUGGUGAAAACAAACACAUCACACAGCAUAGCGCAAGCGCGCCGCAAGCGGACAUGAUGAGAGCGGCCAUCUUGGCCGAGGACGCACUUUCGCCUCGCCCCAGCUUCAAAGCUCGUUUUGAAAGCUCUAUAUAAGCCGUAAGGGUCGAGCAAUGCGUCGUGAUAUGAGCACCGCGGCGUGCGCCCUCUGAGGCCGCCCCGCGCCGCUAUCGAUCCGGUAGCGUCAUGGCGCCCGCGGAGUGAAUGCGGACAUCGGGACAGCGCCGCAGCCCCGGUACGCGAGCGGAGCGCCCGCCCAGUGAUAGUGCUAGAGUGGUCGCGCGGCAUGUGAGACAGAGUGUCGGCGUGGUUGGGAGGGCGCGCGGGAGGCGGCGGGCCCGGCUGACCGCGCGCCAUGGGCGAGGAGUACGCGCGCUCACCCUGCGAGCGCUUCCCCGCAACGGGCGCGUUCAGCGUGGCGCCUCCGGAGCGGCUGAGCCCGCCGCCACCCGCGCCGCUGCCGGACCGCUUCUCGGCGUCCCCGCGGCGGGUGCGCCGCUGUGCGGAGGCCGAGCGCGCGCGGCGCCCGCGCUACGUGCCGCCCGCAGCGCACGUGCCCGUGGAGCGCUAUGUGCCGCGGCCGCCGGCCCCGCUGCGCCCGCCGCCCCCGGUGUACUGCGGGCUGGCGUGCAGGCCGCCGCCGCCCGCACCUCGCAAGUGCUGCGGGCCCGCAUGCCGCGAGGACAUCGCGGGCUCGCCGCCACCGUCCCGCUACGUGGAGUACGUGGGCGCGGCGGCCGCGCGCCGCCUGGCCUGCACACCGCCGCCGCCGCCGCCGCCCGCGCUGCAGCUGCCCUGCGAGCCGCAGGAGCCUCCCUGCUGCGUGCAGGCUCGCAGGCGACCGCAACCACCACAUGAUUGGUAAGUACUAGAGAACCCAAGAACCCAUAACAUGGAAACAUGACGUGUCAGACUCUAACAAACACCCUGUGUGACUAUGUUUAUCCUCUAUCAAUUCAAUGACUGAAACCAAAUAACCACUUAUCUAUGUGGUUCGAAUACAAAAACAAGCUGAAAUGUGCCACCCCUACAUGUAGACCCACCUCUAACAUUCCGAGCCUAUUUCUCUCCGUCCAACUGCGUAAAAAUGUCGAUGUGAGUGGUGUAGCAUAAAAGCGUUUUUAAUAAUUCGCCGAUGAUAGCGAAAGCCGAACCAUUAUAAUUGGUUAAUAUUUUGUGGACCGAUAACGUG